AUGGCCACCAGCCCGGAAGAGAAGAAGGUCUUCGAUGAGAUCAACAGCGACGAUGAUGUGCUCGCACAGCUGGGGUAUACCCAAGAGCUCAAGCGCAGUUUCAGUCUACUUGGGAUGGUUGGCUUCUCGUUCAGUAUUGUUACUUCGUGGACUGCACUUUCCGGUGUCCUCAUUAUUGGUGUUGAGAGUGGAGGUCCACCGGUCAUGAUAUGGGGCUGGCUAUGUGUCUGCCUAGUCACACUUGCAGUCGCCUAUUCAAUGGCUGAGAUGUGUAGCGCGUAUCCUGUUGCUGGGGGACAAUACUCAUGGGUGGCUAUACUAGCUCCAACGCGCUGGGCUCGUUCAAUGAGCUAUCUAUGUGGAUGGUUCAUGCUCAUUGGCAUAAUAUGCAUGGGCGCAGUCAACAAUUUUGUCGCUACAAACUUCAUCUUGGGUGUCGCUCAGCUCAACUAUGGCUUUACGAUAGAACGCUGGCACACGGUCCUUGUCGCCUACCUCAUCACUUUCGUCGCGGCGGCGUCGAACAUUUAUCUGCCCCACAUUCUCAACAAACUUUCGAAAGCGAUCUUCGUCUGGAACCUUACGUCUUUCGUAGUCUGUCUUAUCACCAUCCUAGUUACAAACGACCAUAAGCAAUCAGCAAGCUACGUAUUCAGCGACUUCCAGAACUUUACUGGAUGGAAUGCGCCAUAUGCUACAUGCUUAGGUUUACUCCAGUCCGCAUUCGGAAUGUGUUGUUACGAUGCGCCUUCGCAUAUGACCGAGGAAAUCAAGAACGCCCGGAAACAAGCGCCUCGGGCGAUAGUCAUGUCGGUUUAUAUUGGAUUUUUUACAGGUUUUGUCUGGCUGGUUGCAUUGUGCUUUUGCAUUGGCGAUCUCGAAGCAACGGGUGCUACUGCGACUGGAGUACCUGUCAUUGAAAUCAUCUUCAACAGCACUUCGAGCGUGGCAGGAACAUCUACACUGGCGUCUAUGAUCGCCAUCAUUGCUACUGUAUGCGCCAACUCGCUGAUGGCAGAAGGAUCGAGAGCUGUUUAUGCGUUUGCACGAGACAACGGACUUCCCUUCUCUGACAUACUGAGCAAGAUUUCGACAAGAUCGGUGCCCGUAUAUGCCAUACUCUUGACGGCCAUUAUACAAAUGGCGUUCAACUCAAUCUACUUUGGUACAACGACCGGCUUCAAUACCAUCAUCGCCAUCGCCACGCAAGGAUUUUAUCUAUCCUACUUGAUGCCCCUCCUCUCUCGCAUCCUCGCCCACUUCUCCGGAAAAAAGACUCGUCUCGAAGGCCCCUACUCUCUUGGCCGUUGGGGUAUCGUGCUCAACAUUAUCGGUUUCUUGUACUUGGCAUUCAUCUGUGUCGUGUCCAACCUGCCCAGUGUCACACCUGUGACGAGCGAGAACAUGAACUAUACUUCUGCGGCGACGGGGGUGGUCAUGUUGAUCAGCUUGAUUUUCUGGAUCAUGACAGGGAGAAAGAAGUUUACUGGACCCGACGAUGGGACAUUGCUGAGCGUGGAUGGGCAUGUUGCUUAG
This is a messenger RNA of Alternaria atra, 1536 nucleotides long. RefSeq lists its product as uncharacterized. Lineage: Eukaryota; Fungi; Ascomycota; Dothideomycetes; Pleosporales; Pleosporaceae. Gene Ontology annotation, biological process: transmembrane transport; amino acid transport. Gene Ontology annotation, molecular function: transmembrane transporter activity. The transcript is spliced from 4 exons. Gene Ontology annotation, cellular component: membrane. The record is from RefSeq and is a predicted model, not a curated record. The coding region runs from base 1 to 1536 and encodes 511 amino acids.